AUGAUGAUCGACGUUGACCCCAAGCAUUCAAUCGACCUUAUGCAACAACAAGACCAAACGCCAACGUCGUCUUCUUCACUUGUCAGACAUCUUCAAUCGUGUAUUAUAGCUGAUAUUAAUUCAAGUAUUUAUGACAAUACUAAUUAUCAAAAAAAAUUUUCGCCACCAUCACGAAUUAAACUUGGCUUACGUUGUUUAUGCCCACUAGAUGACAAGCAAAAGCAAUUAUUUGAUGAGAUCUUCUGUAAUAAUGAACAGACAACGAACAUUAGUGAACGUAUACUUGAUGAAUGUACACCACUUCAUCAGCUUCAAACGACAAUCCUAUCAUCAACAUUUAUACGUUUAGAGGCUCUAGUUAACAGGGAUCAAGACAAGAAUUUAACACUUCGCAUAAGCGCACAAGAGUAUUUAAAUCCCAAAUCAUCUGAAAUAAACCAUUUAUUAUCAUCAAGAGAUUCGCUUGCAUAUUCCCGUAAUGAAACACUACAAUCUUUAAAUAACCUUUGUUCAGAUCAUCGUUAUAAUCCAUUAUUAAUUACAUUUCAUCUUAUAUAUCGUUCAACCAAUACUAAUUUCACUCGAUUUCAUAUACUAUUGACUAAUGAUAGUGAUAAUGCAAUACAGAAAGAAAAAUUUUCCGAGAUUUUCAUGUCGUUGGCAUUAUCACUCUCGUCCAAUCGGCAGAAAACAUCAUUUAAUAUAUCAAAAAAACGUAAUCUAACAAGUGAACAAUCAUUAUCAUCAUUCUUACGUGAAUAUGUAUUAAAUAAUGUUGAACAAUAUUCAAAAGAUUUUUUGUAUAUAUUUGCAAAUGUGAAAAAUGAUAAACAAUUAAAGUAUUGGAUUAAAAUUCAACGAUUAUUACGAAUAAAAAAAUAUCGAUGCAAGAUGUCUCAAGAUCGUACUGAUUCAUCAUCAGUCGAAACUGUUAUUAAUCGUAAUAACGAAGAAAUAUGGAUUGAUGGACCAUUGAGUACAACGAAGCCGAAAUCCGAAAUUUGGAUCGAUGGCCCGAUAGAAUUUUAUUCGCCUACAUCAAAACUUCGGCAUAAAAAGUCGAAAUUAAAACCGCGUUCUAGUUCACACCGUCACUAUAAAUCAAAGGCUAAAACUCCAAUUCUUUCACCAAAACCUCAGCUAGCACCGCCAGUUCUCUGUUCGACGAUUCUUCAACAGGAAAAUAAUGAAUCAUCAUCGGCAAAUUUCGAUAGUGAAUCCGUUAUUAGUUCACAUUGUCAUUUACCUGUAUUACCUGUAUUUAAAGAUCAUACAUUAUUACCAUUUCGUUCAAAUCAAUUAGUACAAAUAACAAAACCUUUGAAAACUGAAUCAUCAAAUAUUGAUUUAAGAUUAAGUGUAAAUAAAUUAAAUGACGAUAUGGAGAUGCUAGAAAAAACCCUCGAAAUAUUGCUGAUUCCGUCUCCCAUUGUACCCAAUCAAGGCGAUAGACAAUCAUCAAGAAGUCAAUCAUUAAAUCGUAUUGAUCAAUUAUCAUCAUCAUCAUCAAUAUGCCAAGAUGAUAUAACCAAACGCCUAUCAAGAAUCGUUUCACCAACCCGUUUUGAUAAAAUAUUGAAUCAUAAACAAACAGCAGAAAAUUUUCAUGGUUUAUCAAUUGGCUCAUCAGUUUCUAAUUCUCCUAUAAUUAAAUCUCAAAUACGUCAAUCACGAAUACCAUCUAAGUCUACACAUCCUCGUUCAUUGUUAUUGUCGUCAACAAAAAAAUUUAAGAAUCCACCUGAAUCAAUUCGACCGAUGUCACCAACUCCUACUCGACCAUCUAUAUUUCAACGUUUAUUUGGUUUACGUUCAUCAUCGAUUCCACCACCACACCCAAUACCAAUUGUUGUUGAUUCUCCUCGAUUGGCUUCACCGUUAACAGUUACAUUAGAUUCACACGAUGAUCUAAUGCCAUUAACGACAAGUAGUACAGCUUCGUCAGCAUCUGGACGUGCUAGUUCAAGUGGUUAUGAAUCUAUGAGUAAUGCAGCAUUCGAAGAAUUAAUAGCAUCAACACCAAUUAUGGCCAAUAAUGAAAGCAAUUCCAUUCGAUUGAGAAAUAAAUCCAUGCGAAAAGACGAGCGACGUUCAAAUCCGAGCACAUCAUGGAAUAGUCCUAUUCUUCGUGAUAAAUCUCUUCGUCAACAAUGUGUAUCGCUAUUGAAACAUCGUCAAAAUGAAUUAAAACUUGAAUUAGCCACGGCAAAAACAUUUUUAUUAAUGGAUAAAUCAAAGAAUUUCGACCUAAACGACUCUCGACACUCAACUUUGAAUAAUAGUCCAAUACACACACUUUUAUCACAUAAAAAUGGAGAAAAUCUACUUGAACGAGAAAUCCAAAAUCUAGAAAGACGUUUAACAUUAGCGAAAUCACAAUUAGUCCACGGUACAUUAAAAAAAAAUAAACAAUUUAUAUCUUAG
Molecule: messenger RNA, 2424 nt
Organism: Rotaria socialis
Lineage: Eukaryota; Metazoa; Rotifera; Eurotatoria; Philodinida; Philodinidae
Source: the annotation of a GenBank genome assembly